AUGAGUAGUUCAAGUCGGUUUGUGAUCCUCAUUCUUUUCUACGUCCUAAUCUGCCUGGAGCACUGGUGGCCUGUUGCUGUGACAACUGCUGGGAGUAGUGCCUUGAUACUCGCCAAAGUCUUUCUCUAUCAGUGGACACAGCAUCCAACAUACAUGUUUGAGGUGAUUUUUUUGUUGCUGAGCUUCAUUCUGCCAUGGGGACAGGCCUGGUUCUUGGACUUCCGUGUCUUGCCACUUGAACAAAGGGCUGCUGCAGUCCUCUCAUCCCUUGGUCUGGGGGCUGGUGAAAGGGAGCCGUUGAUCCAACAGGGGAAUGCAUCCCUCCUCCGGUUUAGCCAGUCUCGUCAUGUUCAU
Molecule: messenger RNA, 354 nt
Organism: Darwinula stevensoni
Lineage: Eukaryota; Metazoa; Arthropoda; Ostracoda; Podocopida; Darwinulidae
Source: the annotation of a GenBank genome assembly